Branchiostoma floridae (Florida lancelet) is the source of this 2445-nucleotide messenger RNA. RefSeq lists its product as uncharacterized. Gene Ontology annotation, biological process: response to interleukin-1; lymph node development; positive regulation of bone resorption. The transcript has 9 exons. Gene Ontology annotation, molecular function: cytokine binding; tumor necrosis factor receptor activity. The record is from RefSeq and is a predicted model, not a curated record. The coding region runs from base 187 to 1356 and encodes 389 amino acids. Gene Ontology annotation, cellular component: external side of plasma membrane. Lineage: Eukaryota; Metazoa; Chordata; Leptocardii; Amphioxiformes; Branchiostomatidae.
AUACCCUCGCAUACGGCAACAUUGGAUCACUGCGAUCUUUGCCGACCAGGUGAAUACUUCGUGAAAAGGUGCAAGAUCGGAUUUCCAAACACAACGAAAUGUGCACCAUGCCCCGAUGGUACCUACACGGAGUAUUACAACCACCUGAGAAGUUGCCUGAGACAGCAGUACUGUACUGGACCAAACAUGGUUGAACAUCCGGGAAACGCUGCGAGAAGGACUAUUUGCACAUGCGAAGAGGGGUACCACAUGGUCCAAUUUGGAUUUUGCCUCAGGAAUGCCGAUUGUCCUCCAGGGACAGGAGUAACAGAGCAAGGCAAUGGCUGCAAGAGGUGUCCUCGAGGUUUCUACAGUAACCAAUACUCCUAUAGAGAUUCAUGCCGGCCGUGGACGAACUGCACAUCCCAUGGGCUCGCAGUGGUUGAAAAAGGAACUCGAACUAGAGAUGUCACUUGUGGACCCUUAAACCUGACUACAAUCGCCUGGAUAACCAAUGAUGGCGUAGCAGAUUUGGGUGUCGCAGACAAAUCUAGGGACGCAAAUCCUGUCAAAAUUCAAGAAAUGAUCGUGAUAGGUCUACUCGGCUUCCUUAUAACAUACUCUGUAACGAUGUCAGCCUUCGCUUUCUGCACAUGGCGAAAAUGUAGAAAAGGACAACUUCAGGACAGAAUGGAAAUACAAGUUGAAGAUUCGGAACUGGAUUAUGACAUGCAUUACGGUGUGCAAGAAUCUUUACGAUGCGCAGGCGUUGGUAGCCCAAGCCUUAUCUCACACUCUGUGUGUUCCAGUCAACAUUUGGAACGACAAUGUCAACCGAUACCAGAUACAUGGGAUCCAGGCAUAGAUCCCUAUGUGGAAGACGUGGUUGAAUACAGCACAUUACCAAAGACUCAGCCGAAGAGGACAACGGCCAACUGGCUUUCUCAAGUUUCCCUUCCGUCUGCACAAAACGUGUCAGCUAACCUAACAAAAUCCACUAAACUGAAAUCUAAGUCUAGCGAGGAGUACAUGCGGGAGAUGCAAAUGCAUAUUGCUGAUGGAUAUGCAAAGGUUCUUUCCGCAGAUGCUGCAGAGCACUUGGCUGCGACGCUGGGGCCGUCUUGGAGGCAAGUGGCAAAGCGUCUCGGUGUAGAGCAGCACCAGAUUGAUCACAUAUGGAAUGAGAAUAGACAGGAUUUUGAAAGGCAAACAUUCAAAAUGCUGUCAUGCUGGCAAAGGAACAAAACAGGCACGGCUACGAUUUCUGAACUGUAUGACGCUCUUUUGGCUUGCAAUGAGGACAAAUUAUGCAACCAGCUGAAGGCAAUGGAAAAUGAUCCGUCCAAAUCUUUAGAAACGAAAGUUUAUUGUGCGUAAAUAUGCUUCCUUUGGUGAAAGAAGCUAGCAUUGUCUGUAUUGGUUAUUUACAUUAAGGGGACUUAAUAUAAUAAGUUGACAACUUCUACACUUUUAAAAUGGGGCAAGAGUUGAGGCAGGUGAGGCUGUCUUCUACAUGUGGAUACUGAACGUUACAUAUGUUAUGAUUGUUAUGAAAUGUAAUGAAAAGUGGUAGAUAUAACAUCAAUAUGGAUUUAUAGCGUUCUGUGUAUAAAGUAUAUCAUUUUUUAAAAAUCACUAGCAUAAAUGAGUGAUAUACUACACUGUAUAUCAUCUUAAUCAUUUUGGCUACUGCUAUAGUGUACAGAUUUAUAACAUGGUUUUAAUUCACCCUGAUGACCUGGAGCUCAAGGGACUAGGUAGGUAGGUCUUAUCUCCUCUAGGACAUUUUAGACUUAUUUAUCACUGUCUCUAAGAGACAGCCCGGCCAAUGAGUUUCACUUGCACUAUGAUGCAUAAUAGUCUUUAAUGUAGAAUACAAACUUCAUAUUCAUCCAGUCAUAAACAAGAUUGUGUCCACUUUCUGUAAAUAAGUCAAGGUUUUAGAUACAAAUCAUCUACCAUAUACAAUUUAACAACUUUAUAAAUCAUGUACAUUCCACAUGCAUGAAGCUAGCAAGGCCAUGACUUGUCAACUUGGAAGAUCACUGUACUCUGUCAAUAUUUGAACACUUUGAAUGCCUGCCCAGCAUAGUUGCAACUUCAAAUAAUCAAUGGACUUAAAUAUCUGUAUUUCUAUAUUUCAUGGACUGGUCCAUAAUGUGGUUUACCAGUUUAAGUUUCCAUGGUCAAUAAACUACUUAACAAAAGCAUUUCUCAUCUUUUGUGUGUACACAUUGACUGCAACUUAACUCAUAAAUUUGCUUUAAGAAAAUGUUUGGAGCAACAUAUACAUAAAAUGCUACAAUAUAAUAAACAAUAUACUUUUAAAGUAUAGUUUCUUAUAACUCUCAAAAAAAUACAACAGCAAGCCUUUGGCCUUGUAAGAAUCAAAAUGCUAUUUUGCAUCAUAUCACAUACAUGUCUAGGUACUGUGCAAGUACUAGUACCUUACUAACAGGCUUGGAU